Molecule: messenger RNA, 2159 nt
Organism: Sorghum bicolor (sorghum)
Lineage: Eukaryota; Viridiplantae; Streptophyta; Magnoliopsida; Poales; Poaceae
Product: G-type lectin S-receptor-like serine/threonine-protein kinase At1g34300
Exons: 2
Coding region: 19-1992 (657 amino acids)
Biological process (GO): protein phosphorylation
Molecular function (GO): protein kinase activity; ATP binding
Source: RefSeq, a predicted model, not a curated record
UGCUAUGCCACAGGAUCCAUGCUACAACCCAGAAUCCAAUCCAAGAAACAACGCAUAACACAAGACAAGAUGACAGUGCUGAGUUCUUCCAGGACUCUCCACCUCCUGCCUCUCUUCCUCCUCCUACCAAUCGGCAGCGCCAUCACCUUGAGCAUCAGCAACCGAUGCUCCAACACAAUAUGGCCAGCUGCUGUGCCAGGCGGCGGAAAGCAGCUCGACCCUGGGGAGUCCUGGACCCUCAACAUGCCGGCCAGCACCACUACCGGGCGUGUGUGGCCGCGCACGAAUUGCUCAUUUGACAGCGCCGGCAACGGGUCGUGCCAGACAGGAGACUGUGGCGGCGUGCUGGCCUGCACAGGCUAUGGUCAGCCGCCCUCUACUCUUGCUGAGUUCUCCAUCGGAGGAGGUACAGAUUUCUUUGACAUCUCCCUUGUCGACGGCUUCAACGUGCCCAUGGACUUCUUGCCGGUGCAAGAAAACACAGGGGCAGGGCAAGCGUGCAGCAGGGGGCCUCGCUGCGUAGGAAACAUCACAGCCGAGUGCCCAAGUGAUCUGAAGGCACCCGGUGGCUGUAACAGUGCGUGUACAGUGUUCAAACAAGACAAAUACUGCUGCACAGGGAACAACACUAGCACUUGUGAACCCACUACCUACUCCGUGUUCUUCGUGCGGGGGUGCCCUGAUGCAUACAGCUAUUCCAGGGAUGAUGACUCCAGUACAACCUUCACUUGCCCAUCGGGCACCAACUACCAGAUCGUCUUCUGUCCCCCAGUCGAUAUUUCAGCUUCGCCUCCGGCUACAAAUCCUCCUACACCUAAUGUUACUGGCCCAACACAUACAAAUCACUCAUCCUUUACAACAAACAAAAUUAUUGGUAUUGUUAUAGGUUCCAUAGGCAGUUUAAUUGUACUCAUUGUAUCCAUUGCAUUCUGCGCCUAUAAACUGAGAGCAAGGCAACACUGGGAGAUGGAAGAAGGGGUUGAAGAGUUCAGGGAGCUGCCAGGAAUGCCAAUAAGGUUCACAUUUCAGCAGCUACAAGAAGCAACAGACCAAUUCAGAUACAAGCUUGGGGAAGGAGGAUUUGGGUCUGUUUUUGAGGGGCAAUACAGUGAAGAAAAAAUUGCGGUUAAACGUUUGGAGCGAUCUGGUCAGGGUAAGAGAGAAUUUUUAGCGGAGGUUCAGACAAUUGGCAGCAUUCAUCACAUCCAUCUGGUCAGGCUGAUAGGUUUCUGUGCAGAGAAAUCACAUAGGCUUUUGGUGUAUGAGUAUAUGCCGAAAGGGUCCUUGGACAGGUGGAUCUAUUACUCACAUGAGCAUGAUACUCCCUCUCUAGAUUGGAAAACUAGACACCAAGUUAUUACUCACAUUGCGAAGGGUCUAUCUUAUCUACAUGAGGAGUGCUCCAAGAGGAUUGCUCACUUGGAUGUCAAACCACAAAAUAUCCUGUUAGACGAAAACUUCAAUGCUAAACUUUCUGAUUUUGGGUUAUCCAAGCUCAUCGAUCGGGAUAAGAGCCAAGUGAUCACAAGAAUGAGAGGCACACCUGGGUAUUUAGCUCCCGAGUGGUUGACAUCCCAAAUCACAGAAAAAGCGGAUGUGUAUAGCUUUGGCAUUGUGGUUAUGGAAAUCAUCAGCAGUAGAAAGAACCUUGACACUUCAAGAUCCGAAGAGAGCAUUCAUCUUAUUACCUUACUGGAAGAAAAGGUGAAGAGUGAUCAGUUAGUAGAUUUGAUUGACAAGAACAAUGCUGACAUGCAAGCACACAAGCAGAAUGUAAUUCAGGUGAUGCAGCUAGCAAUGUGGUGUUUGCAGAUCGAUUGCAAAAGAAGGCCUCAAAUGUCUGAGGUGGCCAAAGUCCUGGAAGGUAGCAUGGAUGCAGAAACCAACAUUGAUCAUAGCUUCGUCGCUACAAGUGCAGCAAGGUUUGGUGUUGCACAAAAUAUAGGUUUCUCGAGCUCAGCACAUGCCUCAGAUUUAUCUGGACCCAGGUGAAAAGAAAUAAUUGUGUGUAGUUAGUAGCCUAGAUUUACGAAGGAGAUAUGCAUUGCUCCGAAAAGCCAUACUUUCUCUUUCUGUAUUUUGAUUUUCAUGUUACUACAACCUGAAGGCUCUACAUGUAUUGCAUUAGUUUUACUUGCAGAAUAUCGGUGUUGCGAAGA